Colletotrichum spaethianum is the source of this 1662-nucleotide messenger RNA. RefSeq names its product meiotic expression up-regulated protein 6. The coding region runs from base 1 to 1662 and encodes 553 amino acids. The transcript has 3 exons. Lineage: Eukaryota; Fungi; Ascomycota; Sordariomycetes; Glomerellales; Glomerellaceae. The record is from RefSeq and is a predicted model, not a curated record.
AUGGCCGAAGAACAGAAGCCCGUCGAGGUCCCCAAGGAGACUGUCCCUGCCACCACCACCGAGCAGCCCGCUGCCGAGACGAAGCCCGUCGAGACUACGGAGGCUCCCGCCGCCGACGCGACCACCGAGACUCCGGCUGCUGCCACAGAGACCCCCGCUGAGGCCGCCGCCGAGGCUGCUGCACCCGUCGAGGAGGUCAAGAAGGAGGUCGUCCCCGUUGAGGAGGGUACCCUUGAGCACAAGGGCAUCAACUUCCCCAAGAACUUCAUCUACUCCAAGGAGUUCUUCUGGUUCGGAAACGAUGCCGUCGAGUCCAAGAACCUCUCUUCUUACCUGAAGAGCGAAAAGUCCACCGAGUCUGCUCACCACAACGCCGCCUGGGCUUCUCACACCGGAAAGGGUCUCCUUUUCUUCGGCGACAAGACCGCUCCUCAGGGUGUCAUCAACUUGGCCGAUGCCUCUGAGCCCGCCGCCGAUGGCGCCAACAAGUUCCACUUCACUGCCAAGGGCCACAAGCACACCUUCAAGGCUGCCAACGCCGAGGAGCGUGACAACUGGAUCUCCCAGCUGAAGCUCAAGGUCGCUGAGGCCAAGGAGCUUGCUUCCACCAUCACUGAGACUGAGGCCUACAAGACCGCCCUGGAGAGCCUCAAGCCUGCCAAGAAGGAGGAGAAGAAGGAGGAGAAGGCCGCCGAGGCCCCCGCCGCUGAGGUCCCCGCCGCCACUGAGACUCCUGUCACUGAGACUGCUGCUGCCCCCGUCGCUACUGAGGAGGCUGCCAAGGAGACCAAGGAGGAGGAGCCCAAGCGUCGCUCUGCUAGCCGCAAGCGUGCCUCCAUCUUUGGCAACCUGCUAGGCAAGAAGGAGGAGAAGAAGGAGGAGGCCACUCCUGCUACUGAGGCCGUCAAGGAGGAGACUCCCGCUGUCCCUGCGACUGAGACCCCUGUCGUUGAGGCUCCCGCCGACGAGACCCCGGCUGCCCCCGCCGCUGAGGCUCCCGUUGCUGCCAUCGAGACUGCUGCCGAGGACAAGCCUGUCGAGGCCCCCAAGGAGGAGAAGAAGGAGAAGCCCGUCCCUACCAAGCGCAACAGCAUCUUUGGUGUCUUCGGCAAGAAGGAGAAGAAGGCCGCCGUCGCUGCCGAGGCCGAGGCCACUCCCGCCCCUGCCACGGAGGGCGAGGUUACUCCCGCCACCGAGACCGCCCCCGUCAUCCCUCCUGUCGAAGCCACCACCCCUCUGGCCGUCGAUGUUGCCAACCCCAGCACUGUCCCCGUCGAGAUCAAGGAGACUGCUCCCGCCACCAACGGUGAGAGCCGCCCUGAGCUCAAGGAGAAGCGCAAGUCUUCCCUGCCCUUCGGCUUCGGCAAGCGCGACAAGUCCCCUGCCAAGUCCCCUGUCCAGUCCGACGGCGAGGACGUUGAGAAGCAGGAGAAGACCAGCGCCUUCUCCAAGCUCCGUGCCACCAUCAAGGGCCGUGGCAAGACUUCCGACAAGCCCGCCGAGAAGCUCGAGAAGACCGAGGAGACGCCUGAGGAGACCCCUGCCACCGAGGCCGCCUCGGAGACUCCCGUUGCCGAGACCUCCAAGGCCACUGAGGAGCCCGAGAACAAGCCCGAGAACGUCGCUUCCUCCACUCCUGCUCCUGUCACCGCCGCCGCAUAG